GAGUCUUCUUCGCUCCAGCUGUGUCGCCAGUAACGGCUUGCCACAGUGAUUUGAGCUGAGAGAUGAAGGGAAUGGUACUCAUUGUGAAGUACAAAGGAGGCGCAGUUGUUGUAUACUCGUCCUAUGCCUUGCUUACUGCAGGUUUUAUACGAACUCCGGCAUCUUCAGAGAGCAUUCCAAGCCGACAGGGACAAUGACUGAGUACAAGCUAUAUAGAAGAUAUAGUGGCAGAUGACCUUCGAACAGUCUCACUAGAAGCUAGCGGCGAUCAUACCAUCAGGACUUCAGCUUGGAAGCACUUGAAAGAAGACAUUCUUGCUGUCAGGGAAAUCAAAGAUGACCUUUGUUGGGCAGACCUAUUCCAUAAGAAAGUCCAGACGUGGAUUAACGGGUCGCAUACGUUACAUCGGGCACCUACUAUAGCUUUGAGGGUGGGUUCUUUGUACGUCAAUAGCCCACCUUACGAGCAAGGUUCUCCGCCGCCGACCCUCCUCCGCAGCUCGUCGGGACCCUCCUUCCGACCCAUUCGGCCGACAGAAGUAUCACCUUAUCAUACCUCCUCAAAAUCGACUUUCAGUCAGGUCCGCCAUAUCGCCACGACCGUCAUAUGGAAGACGACGAUUUGCGCUCGAUAUGGACAAUGUGUAACUGCCAGUGAACAACCAAGCGAAGAGACAUAAUCCAGUCAGGAAGCAGAGAAGAACUGAGCAUGUCGAAGAGAAUCGAGAGGGAAACACUAAUGGCAUGUCCAAGUUGGAGCUACACGGGAGCAGCAUGGCGACGAAGUCAAGGUUAAGGCCGAAGAAAAGUGAAGCUCGAAGCGAGGCUAACAAAGGCCGUUGAAGUUGACGAGACGCAGUCAAGGACGUCUUGGUCAAGAAGACGGCGACUGGUGCACAAGUCCUUCAGAACCUGGUUUCCCGCCUGCAGGAACUGUGACGCUUUGGAGGUGGACCACAAGAAUGCCUGGUUAGUUGAGCACGUGAUAAAGAGAGACAUGUGGUGUUAUAAUGGACGAAACAUGGCCUAUGACGCAUUGCUGCAAUACCACCAUGUCCGCCCCUCCAGCAGACCCUGUUACUACUCUCGAGAAUGCAAAUGGGACGACAGAAACGAGUUCAACAACACUUCCUCAUGCCAAACUUUCAGCCAUUCAUCGGUUCAAAUCUCUAACAACUAGUGGGUUCGGGUCUUCCGACGCUUCCCCAGGCUUUCCUCCUGCAUCAUGGUCGCUCUCUCAAUCCCCAGAUAGCGGCUCAGGCGCGAGUAACUGGUCUAGUGAGGUGGAGAAGUGGAAACUAGACCUUGAGCGAUGGAAGGAGCAGAUGAAGAAUGGUUUAUCUGGUUUCACGAUACCUACGGCAAAACAGCCUUCGGUUGCAAACGAUAUUGAAGAAGAAGCCAGCACGACAGACUCAAAAGGAAAAGGAAAGGCUAAUGUCCCACCUUCUCCCGAUGGUUCUGGCGAUGUCGGCACAAAGGAUGCACCUGAGCCGUCGACGUUGGCCAUGAGAAUCAAAGCCUUGAUCGAUGAAAAUUUUACUUUCGCUUCAACCUCGAAAAGUUCAAGCACUGGUAGCCACAGUGAACCCUCCACUCCUGGACCUAGUAACUCUACUACCUCUGAAGUCAAGGGCACAUUGACCCCAAAACCAGAAGGGAGCGCGGACAGUAAUCGCUCCAUGUUCGGUAUCGCAGACUCAAAACUCGCAAGGCUGCUGUCAUCGGAAUCAAUGAUGAAUGGAGGGAUCGAGAAUGGAAAGGAGAGUGUCUGGGCCAUCCUGGACCGGAUGAGGUACAGGAAGAACUCAAAAGGGAAGGAAAGGGAUGACGAUCCACCCGAUGGGGUUCAAGAGGACGGAAUCAUGUUCUACACCCCUCUCCAGCCAACCACCGAACUAUCUCCGGAAAUAGCAGAAUCUGUUCUAGAGGACGAUGACAGCACUUCAUACUAUUCCGCUGUUUCGCCUCCAACGUCGCCACCCGACAAAGCUUCAGAGCUCAAUAAUCCACCGAGCGAACGGAGCACACCACAAUCCAAAACCAAGCGCGUAUUUCAACCUUCCGCAACUACACUUUCUGUUCAAUGUACUUGGUGGGGAUAUCGUCUCUUCAUACCUCCUCCAGUUAUGGCACAAUUGUCCAACACCCAUAUCGCCGCCGCUAAACGUGGCGCUAUGAUCACCGCGGCUCUCAAAUGGCUCGUAGAUAAGGCCCCGCUCAUGAUGAUUCCACCACAACUCCGUCCAGCCAUGUUGUUGUUAAAGGGUUUUUCGCCGUAUCUCGGGUAUAUUGGCGCAUUCGUCGCUUGGUCCUGGGGUAGGGUUGAGUCCAAGGAUACUGGUAAUGGAGUAGUAUUGACUGCUACAUGGCUCCUUCCCAUUGCAAUUUUGCCUGCGUCGUGGGAUUUCAACGUCCACGGAGUACCGGUUCAAUCCACUGCGGAUAACGUGUCAGGGGGCGAAGCCACGUCCACUAAGGAAUCGGGUGGUGGUAUCUCGACUGCCAACAGGGCUGCCUUUACUUCACCUGCCACUGUUAGAGACGCGAAAGCAAACCCACCCUCCCAAACGACGAAUAAUAGUGACAGUCCUACUAGACCGUUGAACACGUCGAACAAGGACAGUAAGGCAAGUGCCCCAGCGAGGGACAAUAUCGCUCGUCCCGUUGCAAUCAAGAGGGCAGAAUCUUCCAUCAACCGGACGGCUCCAAGCUCAUCCUUGGCGAGCGCAGGAGGGGAGACCAAGGAUAUGUCUUCAUUCCGAAAGGCGGUCAGUCGAAAAGAUACCGCUUCGAGUGACGCCAAGCCGACUUCUACAAGCGCUGUCCAACAAUCGCGUAUGGAAGGUUCUACCCGUUCAUCAUCCUUCGCAAGAUCGGUCCUACGUAGAGCCACAACGUCGGGCGAUGCCAGGCCAGGAAUUACUGCAAUUUCAACCAAUGGGAAGGGAAGGACAUCGAACACUUCUAUUCCUUCGCCGAGGUCCUUGAGCAGAAGAGCCACUACUUCUGCUGAUGAACCUUCUAACGAUGACAAGGUGAAAAACGAAAGGAAGGAUUGAGCUGAUUGGUAUCUAUUGAGUUUAGUUGAUGCAGAAUCUUGAAUCAUGUUCUUGUACUUUGGCUCGAAUCAAUGUAACUUUAUAAAAGCCAAUGGGUUAUCAUUUCUUAUGAUUAUGGUUUCAACAAAGUCAACAUUGAUUGAAGGCCGCAAUAGAUAGAUGAUAAGAAGCAACAUUCGUUGAAAUACACUGUCAAAAACAAGAAAACGAUACUAGCAGUAGAGAACACGAGCGACUAUCGGCCAAUGUCCAAUCCACUCCCCUGUGUUGGCCACUGAGGUCUAUUGGUAAUGGGAGGAGCUGGUGAAGGUUGAUUCCAUAGACUCAAGCCUGUUGAUGGGGGUGGUGGGUGAACGCCUCCAAUGCCGGUAACACCUCCACGAGUUGGAGGAGCCCCCAUCCAGCCGCCUCGUUGAGGAGGAAUACUCGACCCUAACCGUCUACCUUGUGCGCCUGCUCCCAUCCGCAUGCCUGGAAGGUCGACCGCCCGUUGUAACGGUGCCCCACCAGAUACAGCAGGUAAUUGUUGAGGACCUCCACCUCCUCCGCCGACAAGAACAGAGCUGUAAGUCGGUUGUUGUUGCUGAUUGGAUACAGGUCCCCUAACAAUUCCGUCCCAAUACGAGCCCAUAUUACCAGGUUGUUGUGGUCCUCCUAAACCCUUUUCCACCCAAUGAUCCCCACUUCCAUAACUCUGUUCACUUCCUCUUCUCCGGUGUUUGUCCAAAGACAAUAUUGGAUGCCGUUCACACUCCAUACGUCUAAACUCGGCUGCCAUAUCAAUACCCGCAGACGAUAUUGCCUCUGGGUCGAUGCCUAACGCCUUUCGCAGCUCAUUAUUCUCCUCCUCCAGCCUGGCUAUCUCAUGUUCCCGGUCCACUUGCCAAUCAGACGAGAGUCCAGUUUCGGAAUACUCGUCGUCGUCACUAGUCAAUCGCCUCUCGAGCGAUUCAAUGAGAAAAACCAGUUCUCCUGGAUCCAAGUAUCCUGAGUUAUCCGAAUCCGGCGGGUCAAGGUUUUCCUCGCCGGACGUUGAACGAAUGAAGUUUCGGAGGUAGAGUAAAAGUCUGUGAAGGGAUUUGGGCAUGUUGAUGGCGGAUGUAAAGUCGGAUGAGAGGUCUUGUGUAUCGCGAGCCAGGAGAAGGGUUUCGUAGUGUCGUGUGAGUGUCAGUUCGUGUUG
Marasmius oreades (fairy-ring Marasmius) is the source of this 4242-nucleotide messenger RNA. RefSeq lists its product as uncharacterized. The record is from RefSeq and is a predicted model, not a curated record. Lineage: Eukaryota; Fungi; Basidiomycota; Agaricomycetes; Agaricales; Marasmiaceae. Bases 1011 to 3062 code for a protein of 683 amino acids. The transcript has 2 exons.